Molecule: messenger RNA, 6126 nt
Organism: Endocarpon pusillum Z07020
Lineage: Eukaryota; Fungi; Ascomycota; Eurotiomycetes; Verrucariales; Verrucariaceae
Exons: 4
Coding region: 1-6126 (2041 amino acids)
Biological process (GO): intracellular protein localization; endocytosis; retrograde transport, endosome to Golgi
Cellular component (GO): endocytic vesicle; Golgi apparatus; membrane
Source: RefSeq, a predicted model, not a curated record
AUGCCAGACUCUAUCACGCCCAAUGGUCAAUCUGAAAGCCCUCCUGUGACACCAGACGUCGAGUUAGACGUGCAGAAGUUGCACUCCCUUCCUUCCGAGCAGCAAGAUCUAUUCCUUCUUACAUUUCUCUCCGAUCUUGUUCGUCAUGUACAGACCCUCAACAACGACGCUCUCCCAACACAUCAAGCAUCCAUCAAGAAACAGCUCAUUAUUAUUCUGAACCUGUCCUCUCCAAUACCCAGCCGACCUAUCCGUGAAACCCUCGGGAUCGUAUAUGCUGAAAUCUUCGCCCGAGGGAGCCGAAGCCUGCUUUACGAGUCGAUUAAUGAGUUGCUGGAUAUCAUCAAUGCUGGGAAGGCCGAGAAGGAUUUGAAUAACAAACAUGCGGCAGUAGUGUGUCUUGGACGCCUUCUGCAAACAGCAGGCGACAGUGCCGUCAGCCUGUCAGGGCUCGUAUGUAACAGCUUAUUGAAGCUCUUGAAGCAUUCUCAAAAUCAUGCUGGACUGCGUGCUGCAAUAUACAAAGCACUGGGUCGUGCUGUGGAGGGGCUCGGGGGGUCCCUGGAUGAGCAUUCCGCUCGGGAGGUGUGGAAAUCAGCAAGAGCCGCAGCAUCAAAUGAAAAGGCUUCACUCUCUCAGAAAACAGCCUGCUACUGCCUCGAAAGGCUUGUAUCUGCAACCGUACACUUUGAAAAUGCAAACGAUUUUGACGCACUGAAGACUUCAGUAUGGAGAGCUCUCGAGUGUCCGGUUGCUAGCGUUAGACACGCUGCGGCCUCUACCCUUGCGUCCGCAUUCAUCAAGCUCUUUUCAGACUCCGAGUCUUUCUCCAACUCUCAUAAGUCCACCAAAGGACUUAGGAAGGGCGCUGCUGUCAUCGAUGGCCAAGAAGAAAUCGAACGACCAAGUUCUCCAGCUUCCAAAAAGCAUGCUGUCUCGUUAUCUUUGAAUUUACACGACAUUCUUCGAACACUGGCUAGCCACUAUACCAAGUCCUCCACAACGAAUCGAGCAAGGGCUGGAAUCGCCUCUUGUUACAGGUAUACACUUUUACGGUUACCUGAAAAGGUCAUUGAGGAACGUUAUGGUGUCAUAGCAAAUCAUUUGUUCAACGAUAUACUUAACCACCCGACCAUUUCCUAUUAUCGCUACAGGCUGCUGCUCAGUCGGCGAAUGGUUCGGGCAAUUUUGGAUACUGCCGUUGGAUUCAAGGUAUUGAGUGGAAGCGCACAGCUGAGCGCAGCGCAAUGGCUUGUAAAUGAUGUCCUGAAGAACUUUCCACAAACACUUCCAGAUCGGCGAGAGCCUCCAAAACAGGUAAUCAUUGCCGCCCUCAACUCUCUGUCGAAUCUCUUGUCUUGUCUGGGUCCAGCAGCGGGCACUCUUGGGGACAGUUGUCGCGAAACUCUACUUCAGGUGCUGCAACACACCAGCUACAGUGUACAGAUUCAUGUCGCUUAUUGUCUUCGAGCCUUGGUUUUGGCAUGCCCACAGCAACUUCUAGUUUGUGCAAACAGCUGCAUGGGCUUCAUGAUGAAGAAUGUAAGCCAGCUGAACGAAUCUCGACUAUAUCAAAGGAGAAGUUUUGGUUACGCAGCCGCACUUGCAGCUGUAAUAAGCACUGCGAGAGCUCUGCCGCUAUACGGGUCUGUCGAAGUCUUCUCUCAGGUCCUGAGUACAGCAACGGAUUUAUUAAAGGCCAGCAGCGAUACAGAACUGAGAGUAUCGGCCACCCAGAUCCAAGUCGCUUGGACUCUGAUCGGCGGUCUUAUGCCGCUUGGACCCAAUUUUGUCAAGAUACAUCUCUCUCAGCUGCUGUUGCUGUGGAGGAAUGCCUUACCAAAGCCAUUGACCCAAAACAAUGCAACAAAAAGGGGUUCCCUAGAAAUGAGUUUCCUUGCCCAUGUGCGCGAAUGCGCCUUGGGUGCACUCCUUGUCUUCCUUGAGUAUAAUGGCAGCCUGAUCACAACUGAUGGAUCAAAAAGGAUUGCAACGAUGCUGCAAAACACCAUUGCUUUUCAGGAGUCUGUUCCUGCCCAUCGGCAACCUGAAGAAGUCGCCCAUCGCCUAACACCAGCGUUGCAGCUACAAGACCUAGUAAUUAUGGUCCAAAGGCGUGUCCUGCAGUGUUUCACAAAACUGAUCAGCCUCAGCCACCUCGAAGCUACUGGCAUCUUGUCUCACUCAAAUCUGUUGAGUUUAGCUGUCAUCGCUUUUGCAGAGCCCCCAAGCCCUUCAGAUCAAAGUAUAGAGUUAUCGAUCGCAACUUCUCCCAGCAACUUUGAGAGUCUGUGGGAACUGGCUGACAAUUGGGGCUAUGGCAUUAACGGGCUAGUCUGUGGUCAUCGUGUCGAAGUGCUUGGUCACGAUCGUGGUCGUAAGGUGUUAGAGGACAUCGAAAUAAUUAUGGAUGAAGAGGAGGGAUUGGACGACACUCUAUCAACACCUGUUUGCAGAGCUCUGGAACACGAUUCUUUGAGUCUGUACCUGCUCGGACCCCUUGACUCUAGCACGGAGGUUGACCCUCCGCCAACGCAGGUCGUCAAUGCCGCAAUUGACUUAUUUGCGGUUGUACUUCCUUUACAGCCUCAGAAGGUUCAGGAGGGCAGUCUGGAGCAGCUUGCCACGCUCUUGACACGGCCGUAUAGCAGGGAGCCAGGCAAAAAAGCAGCGUUAUGUGUGAAUGUUGCCACUGCUAUCCUCUGUACUAUGGUAGUUGCAAAUCGGGAGACAAGGUAUUCACCUGGCAAAUUAGCCACGUCGUCCAUAGAGAAAAUCGCUGGAGAUGUUGUCCAGGUGAGCAUGUUCAGACGUCCUUCCCAGCAAGCUGACCUAGAGCAGGAAUCUAUUAUGCAUGCAGACCCCUUCGUACGGACCCUUGGCGGCGAAGCCAUCGGGCGCAUGUGCAAUCUUUUUGGAAGCCCUUUCACUAACUCACAAGUAAAACAACUUGUAGACACGAUUGUGGCGAACAGGGACCCCAACAUUCGUGCCGGAUGUGCUUUGGCUCUAGGCUGCAUACACGCGCAGGUGGGAGGCAUGGCUGCUGGGUUCCACCUCAAAACCAUAGUGGGAGUUCUAUUGUCUCUGUGUAAUGAUCCACAUCCAACUGUUCAUUUUUGGGCUAUGCAAGGGUUGACAAAGGUCGCUGACUCUGCAGGAUUGAACUACUCAGGAUAUGUUGCAAGCACUCUUGGCAUGCUGGCUCGUUUGUUUACUAGCGAUUCCCAUACAGAAGAAGCCAUGUCUCUUGCUACAUCGAAUCUUGAGCUCGAAUAUUCUACACCUUUACUUGUCGCCAAAGGCAUUGACUCUCUCAUCAAUGUGCUGGGUCCCGACUUACAAGACAUGAGGAACGAGAGGGGCUUGAUAGAAAAAUUGGUCAACUACUUCCGUUGCGAAGAGUCCAUUCAUAUGGUCAUCGAGGGAUCAAUGUGUUCAAGUCAUCUGUCUCUCUAUACACCCAGCCAUCUUGACUUCCCUGACCAUGUAAGGAACCUUCAGAAGGGCCUCCGCUCAGCAGAAGAGAGGAUUAGAGACAUCUCUGUAGAUAGUCUCAGCGACCUGGUAAAAAGAGACGUCAAAGGGGUGUUUUCCGCUUCUGGCUCUAGCCUUGCGGACGACCUUUGGCUUGUUCUCGACCAGCAUCCUGAUCAUACAGGAAUCCAGCAUAUCCUACAAGACUGGCUGCACCAAACCUAUGAUGAAGACACUAUUGAAUGGAUUGAGCGCUAUCAAGACGUUCUUUCGAAGACCAGAGCUAAGCCAGAGAACAUAAACUCCAAAGCGGAUAAGCCUGCUGCACUUCCGGACCUACAGGAUGAAGAGGUAGCCGGCUUCGCUGCCGCCGCAGCGGCUGCACAAGGGGACAACGCAGAGGGGUCACUUCAAGGACAAGAGUUUCUGAAAUGGCAGACACGAAGCUUUGCGAUGUCAUGCCUCAGCAGACUCAUCUCAUUGAUCAGCCAGGCUGCCUUACCGGAUCAAGCUAUACCAGCAGAGGUUGCCCUCCAGAGCAAAAUCGCGGAUGUUAUCCGCAUGGCCUUCUCUGCCUCAACGGCUAAUGUUGUGGCGUUACGCAUCUGGGGCUUACGGAUCAUCGACCAGAUUUUGAAGCUGUUCGGGAAGACGCCUGAUCCCGAUUUCCUGGAAGCAUCACUUCUAGAACAGUAUCAAGCACAGAUCAGCUCAGCUCUGACGCCGGCCUUUGCACAAGACUCGUCACCUGAACUUGCGUCAGAAGCUAUCAAUGUCUGUGCUACUUUUGUUGCUACCGGGAUUGUUACUAGCGUAGAGCGGAUGGGGCGCAUUUUUAAAUUACUGGUCACUGGGCUCGAAAGCAUCUCCGAGACAUCUGCGAGUACUUCGAUUGGAGAUCUAAGAGUUCUAAGCACCAAUGCCCAGGUCAUGCUGAGGCUCUCUCUCCUGUCUGCAUGGGCUCAGCUGCAGAUUGCGAGCACGGAACAGCGAUACCUGCAGUCCAUAGUCGAGCCGUAUCUCGCAAGACUGACGCCGUUCUGGCUCUCCUCGCUACAAGAUUUUGCCAAGCUAAGGUUUGAGCCUGACAUCUCAAGCUCGCUGGGUGGCACCAGCAGUGGCCAGAACCUGAAUGAGCUAUAUGCUGCCCUCAACCGAGAGAUCCUUCUUCAGUUUUACGAGGACACGUGGCUCAGUUUGAUUGAUGCUAUUGCCAUUCUGGUCGAUAAGGACAGCGGCUUUGUCUUCGAUGCUCUGGACAAUCGACAGUCCGCUUUGGCCAGCGACUCUGGCACGAUAGAGCCAGCUGGUAAAGAGAUUAGUUUUCGAGAAGAACCGGUUGCAUUCUUCUUCAUCCUCUAUGGUUUGGCAUUCGAAGCGCUUGUGACACAAAGUCGUGACAAUCCAAUCCUAACUUUGAAAGUUCUCCAGGCUUUACAGAAGAUCCUUCGCCCUGCAGUGUCAGGAAACGCGAUAUAUCAGGAUACAGUGUUUGACGAAACAAUGGACAUACUUGAUCGUCUUGCUCUGACAGAAGGACUUGGAAUACAAAAUGCUCUGAUCGAAAUCACGCGAAGUCUUGCGUUAGAUCACCAGGCAGCUGAGUCUGGAGUAAGACGAGAAGAAAAGUUGUCCGAUGAUGUUGAACAGCUAUUUGAGUUGACCCGCGUCAUGAUCUUGAUUCUGGCAGGCAUGAUCCCUACAUUGGGUCAGUCAUCAAGCCAACAGUCUCGGCCCCAUGGCAGUGAAGCUGUUGCACUUAUUUGUACGGCGAUGGAUGCUUUGGUCGAUGUUGCGGAUGUUUUCCCCACCGUUAUCAAAUCGGAUCUUUACGCCUGCAUCACAAACACCUUCUGCUCCAUCCUGGCAUGUGGCACUUUCCAGUCAACUGUGGUGCCAUCGACAUUCCCAACGUUCAAGAGGUUCUUGCAGUCGAUCAUUUCGUUCGGCAAAUCUCAUAAUGUGGAGAGGUUGCUUCGAGGCUGUUUGUGGCAAUUCUUGCAGAUACUGAUGCAUGCGCAACGUCGCGAUACCGAGUUUUCCCUGCCUUGUGCGAAGAAUACACUGCUUGCGAUAACAAUCUUGCUGACAUCUGUCGGUAACAUCUUUUCUCCUCGUGAAGAACUUAUCAUCAAAGCGCUCGAAGAGAUUUUGAGUUGCCUGCAUGAUGUGGGCCUCGCAAAAGUUGCCGCCAAUUGCGUCCGGUCACUCCUGUUCACCCCUUCGAAGACCGCUCCUGACGAAGCUAUCUUCCGGUAUCUUCUUCCUCGACUACUCCACUUCCUUGUCGAUACUUCUACCGAGGACCCUGAACAUGUGAGAGUGGUUGUGUCGCAAGUGCUAGCCUCUACAGUGAAGACGGUGCCAUCAGGAUCAAGAUCGAUUCUUUCAGCAAUGAUCGUUCCGACUCUGCUACAGCGUGCUACUAUUGAAGGCUCCACCGUGCACGAAGAAACGGCCAUGCGGCUAUUGGAAAUAGCAAGUGCGGAUCAGGCGGCUUUCAAGGGUUUAGUUGGUCGGAUGGGAGGAGAGCAACGUGAACUUCUGGAGAUCAUAUUGAGAUCACAACGAGGAGAAGGCAGGCAGGAUCAAGUAGAUAGUGACGACGUCGAUAAGAAACCAUCCAUAGCGCUACGGAUGGAUUUCUGA